UGCCCUGAUCCAAGGUGCCGCUUGGCCUCCCUCCCAGGGAAGACUGCUUCUUGUGUGACACCAGCCAUUGAAAGAGACUCCGAUGGACUUACACCGGGCAGCCUUCAAGAUGGAGAACUCAUCCUACCUUCCCAACCCUCUGGCAUCCCCAGCAUUGAUGGUCCUGGCGUCCACGGCUGAGGCCAGCCGGGAUGCUUCCAUUCCUUGUCAGCAGCCACGACCCUUUGGUGUACCUGUCUCAGUAGACAAGGAUGUGCAUAUUCCGUUCACCAAUGGUUCCUACACCUUUGCCUCUAUGUACCAUCGGCAAGGUGGAGUGCCAGGCACUUUUGCCAAUCGUGAUUUCCCCCCUUCCUUACUACAUCUGCACCCCCAGUUUGCUCCCCCAAAUCUAGAUUGCACCCCAAUCAGUAUGCUGAAUCAUAGUGGUGUGGGGGCUUUCCGUCCCUUUGCUUCCACUGAGGACCGGGAGAGCUAUCAGUCAGCCUUUACACCGGCCAAGCGACUUAAGAACUGCCAUGACACAGAGUCUCCCCACCUGCGCUUCUCAGAUGCAGAUGGCAAGGAAUAUGACUUUGGGACACAGCUGCCAUCUAGUUCCCCCGGUUCACUUAAGGUUGAUGACACUGGGAAGAAGAUUUUUGCGGUCUCUGGCCUCAUUUCUGAUCGGGAAGCCUCAUCUAGCCCAGAGGAUCGGAAUGACAGAUGUAAGAAGAAAGCAGCAGCAUUGUUUGACAGCCAGGCCCCGAUCUGCCCCAUCUGCCAGGUCCUGCUGAGGCCCAGCGAGUUACAAGAACAUAUGGAACAAGAACUGGAGCAGCUGGCCCAGCUGCCCACCAGCAAGAAUUCCCUUCUGAAGGAUGCCAUGGCUCCAGGCACCCCCAAGUCCCUCCUGUUGUCUGCUUCCAUCAAGAGGGAAGGAGAAUCUCCAACAGCAUCACCACAUUCAUCUGCCACUGAUGAUCUGCACCACUCAGACAGAUACCAGACCUUCCUGCGAGUGCGAGCCAACCGGCAGACCCGACUGAAUGCUCGGAUUGGGAAAAUGAAACGGAGGAAGCAAGAUGAAGGGCAGGUAUGUCCCCUGUGCAACCGCCCCCUGGCAGGAUCGGAACAGGAGAUGAGUAGGCAUGUGGAGCAUUGCCUUUCUAAGAGGGAAGGCUCCUGCAUGGCUGAGGAUGAUGCCGUGGACAUCGAGCAUGAAAACAGCAACCGCUUUGAGGAGUAUGAGUGGUGUGGGCAGAAGCGGAUACGGGCCACCACUCUCCUGGAAGGUGGCUUCCGAGGCUCUGGCUUCGUCAUGUGCAGCGGCAAAGAGAACCCGGACAGUGAUGCUGACUUGGAUGUGGAUGGGGAUGACACUCUGGAGUAUGGGAAGCCACAAUACACGGAGGCUGACGUCAUCCCUUGCACAGGCGAGGAACCUGGUGAAGCCAAGGAGAGAGAGGCACUCCGGGGCGCAGUCCUAAAUGGUGGCCCUCCCAGCACCCGCAUCACACCUGAGUUCUCUAAAUGGGCCAGUGAUGAGAUGCCAUCCACCAGCAAUGGUGAAAGCAGCAAGCAGGAGGCCAUGCAGAAGACGUGCAAGAACAGUGACAUCGAAAAAAUCACUGAAGAUUCAGCUGUGACCACAUUUGAGGCCCUGAAGGCUCGGGUUAGGGAGCUUGAACGGCAGCUAUCUCGGGGGGACCGAUACAAAUGCCUCAUCUGCAUGGACUCAUAUUCAAUGCCCCUAACGUCAAUCCAGUGUUGGCAUGUGCACUGCGAGGAAUGCUGGCUGCGGACCCUGGGUGCCAAGAAGCUCUGCCCUCAGUGCAACACCAUCACAGCGCCUGGAGACCUUCGGAGGAUCUACUUGUGAGCUAGCCACCCAGCAGGCCUUGCCUCGAGCAGCCUCAUCUGCCCCCAGCCUCUGUGACAGUGACCCUCUCCCCUUGUACAUACUUGCACACAGGUUCCCCGUGUACAUACAUUCACAUGCGCGCACACAAGCAUACACACACACAGGACUCUGGAGCCAGAGUGGAGGCUGAGGCCCAGGCCUUGCCUGCUGGCUCCCACCAAGCCUGAGAACCAUACCCAUCCGGGCCUCUGUUCCCAGGGUGGAGCAGGGAGGUAGGGGUGGGGAGUAGAGGGGCAAGGCUCCUGAGAUACAGCUCCCAGAUGGACAGACAGACAUGCAAACACCAGACUGAAGCACAUGUAAUAUAGACCAUGUAUGUUUACAAUGUUGUGUAUAAAUGGGACAACUCCUUUGCCCUCCAUGCCCUCACCUUUGGUUGUAUGAUUUUCUUCUGUUUUUUUUUAAGAACUCUGGAAGCAGUGCCUCCUUCAGGUCUGGCUGGGGGCUCGGCCCAACCACCUCUUAGGGUACCUGCUUCUCCCUCUCCCGUGGCGUCCCUUCCCUCUCCCAUGUGCUCGGUGUUCAGUGGUGUAUAUUUCUUCUCCCAGACAUGGGGUACAUGCCCUGAGGGACAUGACCCUCUCCUUAGUCUUAGCUCAUAGGGCUCUUCAUAAGGAGUUGAGGGUGGGGCAGGAAGUAGGUCCCGAGCUGAAGCAGAAGCUGAGGUCAGGGCUGACUGAAGGCGCCCCUGGCUGCACAGCCUUCUGCUAAGAACCAUUCCUGGGAGUAGAGAUGCUGUUCCCAGGGAAAAGUUGUCUCCUUGCCCCUCCUGUGGGCCCCAUGGUGUGAUGCUGUGUCUGUAUAUUCUAUACAAAGGUACUUGUCCUUUCCCUUUGUAAACUACAUUUGACAUGGAUUAAACCAAUAUAAACAGCU
This is a messenger RNA of Marmota monax (woodchuck), 2779 nucleotides long. RefSeq names its product ring finger protein 220 (gene Rnf220). Lineage: Eukaryota; Metazoa; Chordata; Mammalia; Rodentia; Sciuridae. The record is from RefSeq and is a predicted model, not a curated record. Gene Ontology annotation, biological process: protein ubiquitination. The coding region runs from base 83 to 1861 and encodes 592 amino acids. Gene Ontology annotation, molecular function: metal ion binding; ubiquitin protein ligase activity. The transcript has 14 exons.